Messenger RNA from Anthonomus grandis grandis, 4835 nucleotides. RefSeq names its product 6-phosphofructo-2-kinase/fructose-2,6-bisphosphatase 1 (gene Pfrx). The coding region runs from base 3142 to 4428 and encodes 428 amino acids. The transcript has 8 exons. Gene Ontology annotation, biological process: fructose metabolic process; fructose 2,6-bisphosphate metabolic process. The record is from RefSeq and is a predicted model, not a curated record. Lineage: Eukaryota; Metazoa; Arthropoda; Insecta; Coleoptera; Curculionidae. Gene Ontology annotation, molecular function: 6-phosphofructo-2-kinase activity; fructose-2,6-bisphosphate 2-phosphatase activity; ATP binding. Gene Ontology annotation, cellular component: cytosol.
UUAUCGGUACGGGCGUGUGUGUUAACGUGUGAUUUAACAUUUUAUGAAUGGAUUUUCUUUAGAACGUAUGAAUAGUCGUUUAUUUUUGGCUCUUAAGACGAAUGCUUAUCCUUAAAUUUCAGAUGAGAUAUUUAUUACAAUUUUAUUACAUCAAUAAGUGUAUUUGACCCAAAAUUAAUUACACAAUAAAGUGCAUAAUUUAGGUGAUUAAGUGAGUAAUUGGAGCUCACCAGUACCAUUUUAAAUGUUUUUUUUUUAUUAAUAAGGGACAAUAGGUGUUUAUUCAUUUAUUUUUAGAAGUAUAGUAAAAAUCUUAUAAAUUUUAACAGGGGUAGGUGAAGAAUAUUUCAGGAAUACCCAUAACAUAUUCUUCAUUUGGCAAACAAGUGGCAAAUUAGUGCAGCUUAUGUGAGUGCGCGUUUUAUUGACCUUUUAUGUUGAUGUAAUUUUUAGAUAUCUCUAUAUUGGCAAAUUUAUUUAUUAGACGAUAAAAGCAUUAGCACUUUUCGACCAAUUAUAGUGCUUCUAUAAUUCCAAUUAUUAGGGUCUAUUCGUAAUGUAAAAAAAAAUAUAUUCCAAAUUCCUACUGCCAAAAACGCUAUUUUGACACUAUUCUAGCAUGUACAGGGUGGCUCAAAUUGGAAUGUCUCAAAAUGCCAUUUGAAAUUAAAAAAUACACGUACCUAAUAAAAUUUCAUUUAAACAGAUACACUAAAAUAAAUGCAGUGACGUCACUCUAGGAAAUUCAAGAUCCGAGGUUCUAUAAUAUAGUUUUCCAGAAUCCAUCAUCAAUUAUAUUUUUUUAAGAUGUGCCUCUGAUUCUGUUUGAUGGUGUUCGGUAACUUUAAAUUACCUAAAAAUUCAAUUGAAAUAAUAACAUACCUAUUUUUGUCUGAUACAAAAUUUUCCCUAUAAUUUUAAAAAUGGACAAAGGCAAUCUAAUGUGGAAAAAUACAUGUGAGUCAGAGAUAAUAUAUUUGGUCAAAUUCGGGUAUAAAUCAGUGCUAAUUUGUAGCAGAAAGAUCGUUUUUCUUAAUAUAACUCGAAUAUAUCGGAAAUUUAAAAAUUUGUAACCACCUAGAUGCUUUUAUUUAAGGAUCAAUAUAAAAAACUGUAACUAGAGUUAGGUAGACGUAGAGCAAAAGAGUCACGAGCAUUCAAGGCAAAGCUUUCAAAUAAUUUUUCAUGAUUUGCAGUUAUUUACGGUCAUCGGUUAUAUUUGCCAGGCCUUGGAAAUAUUUUUCCAUGUUUUACAAGCCUUUGAACUUAUUUCUCAUUUUAUUUCAGGUUUUUAGAUCCAUUUAUCUUUGAAUCGAUUUACUAAUGUUUUCCAAGCGUUAAAAAUGGUUUUUCACACCAUACCAAUACUUCUGUGGCUCAGUUUGUAUGCGAGGUUAAGAUCUGUUAUUUUAUUAAUAAUUUUAUCAAUGAGAAGUCCUAUAUUGUUUAAUCUUCUAUUCAUUGUUUAAUUUAUUUAAAAAAAAAACGAAGAACAACGUUUUGGCACCAACGUUCUUUCCUCUAUACCUUUCAUGCAAAUUUUAAAACAUAUAUUGCAUAUAGUGUAUUUUCACGUCUGAGUUCGCGUAUGUUUUAUAUUUUAUUUUUCCACGUUAUUUUUUCUGUUUUCCAGGCUUUGGGAAGAAACGUUUUUCUGCCCUCUCCAAAUCCGAGAGAUUUCCUACAUUAUCUAAGACGCUCUGAAUAUGGAAAAAUUUUGAAAUUUUCGUUUCAUCCCAGAUUUUUGAGGAUAUUUUGCAUAUCUGCCAGGCCUAUUGGACAAUGAUAUUUCAUGUAUCAGGUCACGAUUUUUGAUAUAAUUAUAAAUAGUUUUUUUAUAUUUCAGGCUUUGCAAAGAGCAAAAGUUGUUUUGACAAAAUUUAAUUUUAUUCCAGGUUUUUGGAAGCAUUUCUUGUAUUAUUCAGUUAUUUCCUCCAGACUUUUUUCUCUUAGUUCUCUGUUAUUUUCCAUAUUAUUCCAAAUAAUUUUUUGUUUUUCAAGCUAUUCAAAUAAAACUGUCCCUCUUCAAACCAAGAGAUCUUCCACGUAAUCUGAGACAGUGUCAUAGCAACAUAUUGAAUAUGUCAAUUUUGUUCCAGAUUUUCAAAGCCAUUACUAAUGUUUUCCAGGCAUUGCACGUAAUUUUUUCUCAUUUUCCAGUGAUUGGAACCAAUUUUUCAGGAAUUAAAAGUCCUUGUUUACUCAGAAUACAGGAACAUUUUGAACAUUUAAUGACAUACCCUAUUUGAUAAAAUUUUCACUCUAUUCGACUCAUCCCAAUAAUUCUUAACCUCCCAUAAACCUAAAAAAAAAACAAAUACAUAUUUACCAAUUUAAGCUCAAGAUCAAUCUAACCUUGACCGUUAUUGGGCGGUACUGACCAGUUUAAAGUGGCCACGUUAAAUAUCAAUUACAAUCUGUUAUAUAUCUUGAUCCUUAUUGUUUAUAAUAUCUUGAUGUCAGUUUUAAUUUAAGGGGGACACCAGCAAGUGCAUUUUAUUAAUGACCCAAUAAUCCCAAAUGAUCAUAUAUAUUAUUAUAACUGAUAAAGGGGAAAAUAAACAUAAUUUGAUUAUAACCAAACGGUUGUCAUCUAUAUUACGUCAAUAUUUUUUUUUUAAAUACAACUAUAGUGUUUUAAAAUGUAUUGUAAGUGCACUGGCAAAGAGGUGUCUAGAGAGCACCCUUUAGGUAUACUCUCCUGUCAAACUUCUAUAUUAUAAUUUAAACUUAUAUCGAGUUAUUUUAUAUAAAUAAGGUGAAUUUCACUACAUCCACCAUACAAUGAAAUUAUUAAUAGAACACACACAAAAUACAUGACUAAUAUAAUAUUGACUUUGGUACGAGCGUGAUAACGACUGGCAUAUAAUAUCGAUUCGUAAAGGCGAUCUUUAGUUCAAAGAUCGACCUAUGAGUGUGAAAGUUUCGGUCGCAUUUGUUGAAUUAGGCGUAAACCAGAAUUAAAUUGGCAGUUUUUCGGACAUUUGCCGUGCUGACGUGUUAAGUGGUUAAUGAUGGCCAGUACCAACAAAAGGAAACCGGAGUUUAGCAGAGCAGUCUCGAUCCGAAUCGGUAUUUGUUUGUUUUGGUGUAAUUUAUUGUGAACGUGCUAAUUAUGUUAACAGUCCCCACGUCAUCGCGAUGGUCGGUCUUCCUGCUCGAGGGAAAACCUACAUUUCGAAAAAGCUGUCACGUUACUUGAACUGGAUUGGCAUAAACACGAGAGUGUUUAACUUGGGAGAGUACAGACGUCACGCAACUACAGCCUACCAAAGUCACGACUUCUUCCGACCGGAUAACACUGAAGCGAUGGCCAUCAGAGCCCAAUGCGCCAUAGAAGCCUUACAAGACGUCUGUCAGUGGUUACAAAACGGGGGCGAAGUGGCCGUUUUCGAUGCCACCAAUUCAACAACUGAGCGUAGAAGAGUCAUACAGGAUUACGUGGUGAACAAGAUGGGAUUUAAGUUAUUUUACGUCGAGUCCGUAUGUGAUGAUCCGCAGAUCAUCGAACAGAACAUUAUGGAGGUUAAGAUAAGCAGCCCGGAUUAUGUGAACAUGAACAAGGAAGCAGUAUUAGAUGACUUCUUAAAGAGGAUUCAACAUUACCAAGAGAAAUACUCCCCGUUGGACGAGGAACUGGAGAAAGACGUUUCCUUUAUGAAAAUUUAUAAUACAGGAGAAAAGGUGGUGGUACAUAAGCACGAGGGGCACGUGCAAGCUAGGAUAGUUUACUAUUUGAUGAAUAUACAUAUUACUCCAAGGACAAUUUAUUUGACUAGGCAUGGUGAAAGCGACCAUAACCUAAUAGGCCGAAUCGGUGGCGAUUCGAACCUAAGCGCCAGGGGUAAACAUUACGCGAACGCGUUGGCCUCGUACAUCCACGAACAAAAAAUCGAAGGUUUAAGAAUCUGGACGUCGUGGCUUAAGAGAACGAUACAAACGGUGAGCGGGUUAGAUGUGCCGCAAGAAAGAUGGAAGGCCUUGAACGAAAUCGAUGCUGGGGUCUGCGAGGAAAUGACUUACGAGGAGAUCAAGGAGAACUAUCCGGAAGAGUUCGCGUCAAGGGACCAAAAUAAAUUCGCCUACAGGUACCCGAGGGGUGAAAGUUACGAAGACCUGGUGGCCAGAUUGGAACCGGUCAUUAUGGAACUGGAGAGGCAAGGGAAUGUCCUGGUGGUGUCCCAUCAAGCGGUUUUGAGGUGUUUAUUGGCUUACUUUUUGGAUAAAUCAGCAGAUGAACUUCCGUACCUUCAAGUGCCACUCCAUACAAUAAUUAAACUGACCCCAGUGGCAUACGGUUGCCGGGUGGAGCAUAUAAAGUUGCCAAUAGAAGCGGUGGACACGCACCGUGCCAAACCUUCGGUUCCGGGUGAACUGGAGGAAAAAUUCAAGCGAAAGAAUAAAGAAAAAUUAGACAAUUCUACUUGAAUUCUAUAGGAAAACAGUUGAGUGCGUUGCGACUGAACAGUGUGCCUAAAACGAUAUUUUUCGAUCUGCUCUUAAAUGUGAUUUCCGGAUUUUUUCAAAAUAAUCGUAUGUCGCUGGUUUUAAGCAUAAUUUAUAAUCAAUUUAUUUCAAGAAAUAUUACAACUAUUAUUAGUAGGAAGCGUCUUUACCGUUCUGAACAUUCAAUUUAUUCGAUUGACUGGUGCAAUUUUUUUUUGUAUAGUAUAUUUAACAUUAUUAACUUAUAAUAAGGGGUAUACUUAAAACUUUAAGACAUUUUGUGAAACAACUUCUUUUGCUGUGGUCUAGCUGUAAUUUACACGUAGACGUGGUGAAUAUUUAAAUGUACAUACCAUAAUAUUUGUUAAUAUAUAUUAUAUUUUAUAAAA